Messenger RNA from Durusdinium trenchii, 896 nucleotides. NCBI's taxonomy places the organism in Eukaryota, Dinophyceae, Suessiales, Symbiodiniaceae. The record is from the annotation of a GenBank genome assembly.
AACGAGUACUGAGCACCUCCCGGAAGCAGAGCCCGGAAGCAGAGCCCCUCGCGUCGUUAGUCGUUCGCCACUUUUCGCCGCAUCCACGCCAUGGAGACGGCUCGAUCGCUGGGUGGAAGUAGCUCUGCUUCGAUGCCAAACAUCCUCUCCGCCGGCGCGACGCAGCUCCCCGAGAAUGCUCGAUGGGUGGCAGCACGCGGCACCGGGUGUUACCACUUCCUCAAUGCCGACCAUGUGGUGCACGACCGCUUGCAUGGAGAUUCCCAGGCGACAAUGUGGCGCCAGAGGCGGAAUCUCCAGGAGGAGCAUCAGCGGCAGAGCUUGAGGCUCCUCGAGCAUUGCGCGGACCAGUCGUCCAUGACUACACAGGAGAAGUUGCUGGCCGUGCGCACUGGUACCUAUGACAUCAAUGGCAAGGUCUUCGCGCUCGGGAAGCAGGCCACGGCGCCCCCGAAGCAGGUGGCGCGGGGGCACUGGCUGACGCAGGUCAACGGCAUGACCAACAGCUACAACAUCGUCAACGGCACGGCGUUGAACCCUGCGCUCACCCGGCACCGCGACGAGGAGAUCCGAAGGCUGGAUGAGGCAGUUCGGAAGAGCUUCCCUGCCGGCAAUGUCCAGCCGUUGCGUGACAUUGCCUGCUAUGAGAUGCCAGGCUUCGUAGCGGUCAGGCAACGACAGCUGCGAGGAGGAGUCGAGCGCAGCUACACCUUACAUAGCUCUGAGUGAGCGCAGCUUCCGCAGAUCGUUGCUCCAAUCUUUUUGCAUUCGCUGCUUUGUCAAGAACUUUGGCAUAGAACCUAUGGCCAAAUUCCAGAACUUUAAUAUUUGUGCAGAGUCUUGGUUUUGGUUCUAUUUUUUUAAGUCUGUGAAAGGUCACGGCUGUGUCUGACUCA